Messenger RNA from Arachis ipaensis, 2068 nucleotides. RefSeq lists its product as uncharacterized. The record is from RefSeq and is a predicted model, not a curated record. Gene Ontology annotation, biological process: RNA processing; mitochondrion organization. Gene Ontology annotation, cellular component: mitochondrion. NCBI's taxonomy places the organism in Eukaryota, Viridiplantae, Streptophyta, Magnoliopsida, Fabales, Fabaceae. Gene Ontology annotation, molecular function: protein binding; mRNA binding.
ACCGCCAUGGACUUGAGUUGAGAACCUUGUGGCGAGUGUAGCAGGUGUGAUCACUGGUGAGUACUUCAUCUUGCAGAAACCCUCAUCAAUCAUCGCUCAUGUUGCGUUCAUCAACUAGAACUUCUCUGCGUCUCUUUUGGCAGCAAAAUCAGUUAGGUACUCUUUCCCGUCCCAAACCCUUCCUUCUUCGCACUUCCCUCUCUUAUUCCACUCAUAUUCAUGCCAUCAAGGACAGAACCUAUCUCAUUAAUUCUAUUAGGAAUCUCCAAAACCUUGAUCCUGCUUUGCAUCUUUUUCAGCAAAUGCUUUCCAUGAAUCCUUUGCCAUGUGUGAAGGACUUCAACCUUUUGUUUGGCUCUAUUGUUAAGAUGAAGCAUUACACAGUCGCCAUUUCUUUAAUCAAACACGUGUUCUCCUUAGGACUCAAAUCUGAUACAUUUACUCUCAGUAUUGUUGUCAAUUGUCUGUGCCGUUUGAAUCACACUCCCUUUGCCUUCUCUGUGGUGGGGAUGAUGUUCAAAAUCGGCUUGGAGCCCGAUGUGGUCACAUUUACCGCCAUUGUUAAUGGUCUUUGUAUUGAAGGCAAUGUGGAUCUUGCUAUAUGGUUAGCUGACCACAUGGAUAACAUGGGGUAUCAACCCAACAGCCGCACCUUUGGAGCAAUUAUAAAUGGAUUGUGCAAGAUUGGCAAAAUCCCUGCUGCCAUUGGCAUUCUAAGGAAGGCAGAAACAAGAAAGUGCAAACCAAGUGUUGAUGUUACGGGUUAUAGCACAAUUGUGGAUAGCCUUUGCAAGGAUGGGCUGGUAUCUGAGGCUUUGAGUCUAUUCUCCGAAAUGACAACGAAAGGUCUUCAACCCGAUACUAUCACUUACAAUAGCUUGAUUCAAGGACUCUGUACUUUCAGCAGAUGGCAAGAGGCUGCGUCUUUACUCAGUGAGAGGAAGCAAAAGGGAAUUAUGCCGGAUACAUAUACUUUUAAUAUUUUAGUGGAUGCUCUUUGUAAAGAGGGGAAGAUUUCCAGUGCUAGAGCCAUACUUGGUCAGAUGGUACGAAUGGGCGAGGAGCCUGAUGUUGUCACCUAUAACUCAAUGAUUGCUGGUUAUUGUUUACUAAGUCAAAUUGAGGAGGCCAAGAAAGUAUUUGAUUUGAUGGUUCACAAGGGAUGCCUACCAAAUGUUAGGACUUAUACGUCGUUAAUCCACGGGUGGUGCAAGAUCAAAAGGAUUAACAAGGCUAUUUAUCUUUUGGAAGAAAUGAUCAAUAAAGGACUAAAUCUGAAUGUUGUUACUUGGACUGCCCUUAUUGAUGGAUUUUGCAGAGGGGGGAAACCGAUAGCUGCUAAAGAAUUGUUUUUUACAAUGCACAAGUUUGGUCAACAUCCUAAUGUACCGACCUGUCGGAUUAUAUUGGAUGGCCUAUUCAAAUUCCAUUUGUUUUCUGAUGCAAUAUCAUUAUUUAGAGAAAUAGAGAAGAAUAAUUUGGAUCUUGAUAUUGAAAUUUACAAUGUGGUGCUCGAUGGGAUGUGCAAUGCUGGAAAACUAAAUGAUGCGUGGGAACUCUUCUCUUGUCUUCCAGCAAAAGGCUUGAAACGUGAUGUAUAUACUUAUACAAUAAUGAUCCAAGGUCUAUGUAGGGAAGGACUUGUGGUUGAUGCUGAAGAGUUACUAAUGAAUAUGGAAGAGGAUGGCUGCCUGCCGAAUUCCUGCACAUAUAAUGUCUUCGUCCAAGGAUUACUGCGACAAAAUGAUGUUCCGAAAUCAAUAAAAUGUCUUCAGAUUAUGAAAGACAAAGGUUUUUCCGCAGAUGCUACCACUGUGAAAUUGCUUAUAGAUUACUUCUCUGUCCACAACGGAGAGAAUGCCUUUCAAGAAUUUGUGCAGAAAAUUACUUGAAUAUAUCAAUAUAACCUAUUAGUUUAUUAUUUCAAUCGAUAAUUUGAUGUUUUAGGCUUUUAGUUGUUACGUGCGUAGAUAUAUUCUGUAUUAUUUGGUUGUUUAAUUUUGAGGCUUUGGAUUGGGAUAAGUUUGUCUGGACUUUCUGAAGAAUAUGAAACUGAUUCUUCCAUGUU